CAAGUUUCACAAGGGGGCUGUAAGUGCGGAACACAUGGAGCAGCCAGUGUCCUCCUGAUCUCUCUGCGAGCGGAGGCAUCUGCCUGUGUGUGGGGAGAGGAAGCAUUCUGCCAGCACAAGUCCUGCAACAUUCAGCUGGGCAAUGCCGUUUGGAUGUGUGACUUUAGGUGACAAGAAGGAUUACAAUCAACCCACAGAAGUCAGCGACAGAUAUGACCUGGGUCAGCUCAUCAAGACGGAGGAGUUCUGUGAAGUCUUUCGAGCCAAAGAGAAAUCUUCUGGAAAACUUUACACCUGCAAAAGGUUUCUGAAGAGAGAUGGGCGAAAAGUCAGGAAGGCGGCCAAAAAUGAGAUCAACAUCCUAAAAAUGGUGAAGCAUCCCAACAUCUUACAGCUGGUUGACGUGUUUGAGACCAAAAAGGAGUAUUUCAUCUUUAUGGAGCUGGCAUCGGGCCGUGAAGUUUUUGACUGGAUUCUGGACCAGGGAUAUUAUUCAGAGCGGGAUACGAGUAACGUCAUCCGUCAGGUCCUGGAGGCAGUGGCCUAUCUCCACUCACUCUGCAUUGUGCACAGGAACCUGAAGCUGGAGAACUUGCUGUAUUUUAACCGUAUGAAGAACUCAAAAAUAGUCAUCAGUGAUUUUCAUUUGGCCAAAGUGGAGACGAGCCUGAUUAAAGAGCCGUGUGGCACGCCAGAAUAUCUGGCCCCCGAGGUGGUCGCACGACAGAGAUACGGGCGGCCUGUGGACUGCUGGGCGAUCGGAGUCAUCAUGUAUAUACUUCUCUCUGGUAACCCCCCAUUCUAUGACGAGAUGGAGGAGGAAGACUAUGAAAGUCAUGACAAGAAUCUGUUCAGAAAGAUCCUACAUGGGGACUAUGAGUUUGAUUCACCGUACUGGGAUGACAUUUCUCCUGCGGCCAAAGACCUGGUAACACGUCUGAUGGAGGUGGAGCAGGACCAGCGGGUGACAGCUGCGGACGCCAUCAGUCAUGAAUGGGUUUCAGGGAAUGCAGCAUCUGAUAAAAACAUAAAGGACGGAGUCUGUGCUCAGAUUGAGAAAAAUUUUGCUAAAGCCAAGUGGAAGAAAGCCGUUCGGGUCACCACCAUGAUGAAGCGUCUGAGAGCCCCAGAACAUACAGAGUCCAAGACCCCUUCUCCGUCCAAGGACGAGGAGAAGUCCCCCAGCCUGGAAACACCUUCCCCAUCACCUGCCAUUACUCCGGCUGAGGAGGAGCCGUCUCCGCUCUGUCCUGCUACUGAUGGCACCGGCUGAGACUCCGAGAGAGGACAUCAGAACACCUAACCCUCUUCACCGCAGAGCAUAUCAUCAUUAACCCUUCCUUUCCCUCCACUUGUGGGGGAACCUCUGCAGUUAUUAGCAUUGUCUCUGUCCCACAGAUCUGCAACAGAUUGCAGAGCAGAGCGAUACCAGUCGCAUUGAUUGCUAGAAAGAAUUGCAGCACAGGCCUCCAUUGCAUUGCCCCAGUAACCCUUUCACUGCUACGCAGAGCAUUUCUUCUACCGUUCUGCCCUUAGUUGCACUUAGAACGCUUUUACUUUCCCUCAGUUCCCUUUAUGCUGCUAUAUAACAUGACCCAGCCUCGCACCUCACUGCCCUCUGCCCGUCAGUGUCACCACACGACAGCACUUUCCAACUCAAAAGCCCUAAAUCUGCUUUUGAAAACGUGAAAUAUUUGUUACAGAAAUGUGAUAGUUAUUCCCCUUGUGAGAUCGCCUCACCCGUCCUGCUUUCUGGCCGCCCCUCAGUAACGCCCGCCUUCCUUCUACACUCACUACAGCCAUAUUACAUGGGGAGAAGGCUUGUACCCUGUUCCUGGGAGAGAGCGGCCUUAUAUGCUCCUCUCGUCUCACACACGUCAGUAAGCAGGAGGCGAUCGCAGUACUGUAAGGCUGGGUGCGUACUUAUUAUAUGCCCGGAACACCUCUUAUCUUUUGCAUCAUACUCAUGUACCCAUCUAUUUACCCUGCCUGGGACGUGCCCCCCUUUUUCUUUCCUUUGGGUGGGGGGCAUGUAAUGUACAGACCUUUACCCUGUGUUUUGUAUGCUUUUCUUUAAAUAAAUGUGCUGCUUCUCCCAA
Messenger RNA from Pseudophryne corroboree (corroboree frog), 2099 nucleotides. RefSeq names its product CaM kinase like vesicle associated (gene CAMKV). Gene Ontology annotation, molecular function: ATP binding; calcium/calmodulin-dependent protein kinase activity; calmodulin binding. NCBI's taxonomy places the organism in Eukaryota, Metazoa, Chordata, Amphibia, Anura, Myobatrachidae. Gene Ontology annotation, cellular component: intracellular anatomical structure. The record is from RefSeq and is a predicted model, not a curated record. The coding region runs from base 143 to 1273 and encodes 376 amino acids. The transcript has 11 exons. Gene Ontology annotation, biological process: peptidyl-serine phosphorylation.